Molecule: messenger RNA, 1125 nt
Organism: Aspergillus terreus NIH2624
Lineage: Eukaryota; Fungi; Ascomycota; Eurotiomycetes; Eurotiales; Aspergillaceae
Product: phosphotransferase family protein
Exons: 3
Coding region: 1-1125 (374 amino acids)
Cellular component (GO): mitochondrion
Source: RefSeq, a predicted model, not a curated record
AUGUCUACCGAGUCAAGUUCUUGGACUACCGUCCAGGAUUUCCUACAAGGUUGUGACAGCCAAAGCGCCGAUUGUUUCCAUCAAACUCGAUGGGAUGAGCUGUGUCGAAUUGCUUCAGGUCAUGCUGGCCAUUUGGAGUGCAUAGCCUUAGACCAGGUUGCGAGCGGGCUCAACAAUAUUGUCAGGGUGCUUGAAUUUUCCGACCAGACUCGCUGGGUGGCCCGGGUUCAUAUUAGAAGGAGCAACUCCCCCCUUGUCAGCAGAACCAAGCUCAAAACCGAGAUUGCAACAAUGCAAUUCAUCAAGGAGCAUUCCGACCUACCAGUGCCUCGGGUUUUUACGUAUCAAGUUGACGAGAACAAUUCGGUGAACGCCGCGUUCAUGCUGAUUGAGCUACUCCCCGGUAUUGUCGCUAUGGACGCCCUCGGCGGCCGUCCAGUUGACUUCCUUACGACCCCCAAAAAUUGGAACCCUUGUGAAGAACGACAAGGGUGGAUACGAGUGUGGUCCCUUACCAGGAAUUGGGGUCCGUUUAAUACAGCAACUGCAUUCUUCGAGGCGUGGGCCGAUAGCGUCAAGUUCAAGUGGGAUAAAGAAACAAUUACACGCAUGAUGCAGAGAGGUCCGAUUCCGGCAGAAAGGAUGAUCGCCAUUAUCGACAAUUUCCCAUCGCAGAUCAAAGCGAUGGCUAGCCGGCUGUCCCUGUGCAACGAAGGGCCAUUCCCUCUAGACCAUGAUGACUUCCUUCAUAGUAACAUCAUGGUAGAUGAGAAUAGCUUUGAUGUAACUGGAAUCAUCGACUGGGAAGGAGCAUGUACAGUUCCCUGGGAGCUCAUCGCGUUCCCCGAUUUCCUUACAGCGAUGCCCGUCUCCUUUGACCUGCCUCAGAAUUACGGCCAAGAUGGUCAACCGUUGGAUGAGGAAGUACGAGAAACCUGGCACGAGCGAGGAGAGUAUAUCGAAAUGGUAAAAUCGGCCGAGCUGGAAGAUAGUCUGCUCUCGUCUUGCCUCAGUAGCAAGAGGAGCCAGGCUAUAUCCUAUUUAUAUGGGGCGUAUACUAAUGUUGGACAAUUGGUGAAAGAUCCACUGGGACGCACUCAAGGUCCCAGCCGCAACAGAAUAUAA